AUGGCCAGCAUGGUGUCAGUAUGGCAAGACGACCUCCUCGCCAUCGCCCCGGAAUACUGUAAGAAGGUGAAGGACGCUAUUACGAGUCGGAGGAUUGGGGUCGAUGGAGUACUACUGGACGAUAUGAAGCUAUUAGAACCAGUGCUGAUGAUCGACCUCGACCUGGCUAAGGGACUUUAUUCGGUUCCAGUUUUGCAGGAGGAUCUGGCGAAUUUUUUCACAGACUUUGGAGAUGCCAAAGAAGGGGAUGGAUUCUAUGUCGCAAAAGAAUCGCACAAUAUUCAAGCCAUAAACGCAACUAUUGGUGGACGACCAGCCCAUUGCAUCCUCAACGGAGGCUGCAGUAUCGUGGUGAUGUCGGAUGCUGCCUGUAAUGCGUUUGGUUUCACCUUCGACCCUGAAAAGUGCAUAAACCUACAAAGUGCAAAUGGGAACACCGAUUGGUCACUGGGACUAGCAAAGGACGUACCAUUCCGCUUCGGCGACGUAGUGGCCUUCCUCCAGGUCCAAGUCGUGGACUCCCCGGUGUACGACUUCAUUUUAGGUCGUCCCUUUGAAAUUCUGAUGCAAGCCUCCUACAAAAAUUUCCUCUCAGGUGAUCAACACCUUACACUGACUGACCCCAACACAUACAAAACUACUACAAUCCCGACCGUUCCUAGAGAGCCGCCGCGCUUCAGAAAGGAGGAUGCAUCCCUUCGCGAUAUGGAAUUCGGAGAGCUGGAAGUGGAUGAAGAAGCGGCGUUCAUUGUUGAGUUGAACACCGCUGAGCUAUCAGCUGACUCGUCCAAUUUCCGAGGACAUAUCUCAAUUCCCCUUAUUUCCGCCAGCCUCGGGGAAUCCCCGGGCAUUGACAAACUUAAUCUAGCAUUUUUACACGCUCACGUGUACUUCACCUACGAUGCGCCCAUUGACUCUUUCUCCCUUUGCUCAGCUAUCUCAGCUGAAGACCCUUUCCCUACAUCUGUAUUCCCUUGCAUGGACAGGAGUACAACUCCUAUCCAGCAGGACUUAGUUACAACCACUCCCAAAAAUUGUACCCUCUCUCCCUCAAAUAAAAAUUCUCGGAUUUUUGAAACAUUUGCCGCGACUAAGAAAAGGUACAAGCCUGUCGAACGACGCACCCAACCAGUACCAGCAACGCUCCCAGAGAAGUUCCGAGUGGUCAGACAGUUUCCAUCCGACCCUCUCGAACACCUACCUAUAUUAAAACCGAACCCACCGCCAUUCGUUUUUACCAGCCGUUAUACGCAAGAAUGCAAAGAAUUCAUGGAUUCAGUCCACGACCCGAACUUCCUCUGGCCUCAAGAGAUGGCGGCAAUCCACCAUUUGAUGAUGCUGCACAAGAAGGUGUUGUUAAGAUCAUGUACACCGUGUAACCGUGCCAAAGCCACAAGGUGUCUAAGUGCGGAAGACGAGUGGGACAGUAGUGAAGUUAUUAACAACACCGCCGUUACGCCGUUAGUCCCCGGAGAUCGAGAGUAG
Molecule: messenger RNA, 1485 nt
Organism: Lentinula edodes (shiitake mushroom)
Lineage: Eukaryota; Fungi; Basidiomycota; Agaricomycetes; Agaricales; Omphalotaceae
Exons: 2
Coding region: 1-1485 (494 amino acids)
Source: RefSeq, a predicted model, not a curated record